AUGACCUAUAUUAUGUCUUUAUUUUUAUUAGGGUUAGUGUUGGGGUUAAUUGCAGUUGCUUCUAAUCCUUCUCCCUACUUUGCGGCUUUAGGGCUGGUAGUGGUGGCAGGUAUGGGAUGUGGGGUAUUAGUUAGUUAUGGUGGGCCUUUUCUUUCUUUAGUUUUAUUUUUAAUUUAUUUGGGGGGAAUGUUGGUCGUAUUUGCGUAUUCGGCUGCUCUUGCUGCGGAACCUUACCCUGAAACAUGGGGAAGUCGUCCGGUUGCGGUGUAUAUGGCUGUUUAUGUAGUAGGGGUGCUGGUUAUCUCGAGUAACUUUUGAGGGGGGUGGUACGAGGUGUCAUGGGUGCCUGGGGACGAGCUUAGUGAAUUUUCUGUAUUUCGAGGAGAUAUUGGAGGGGUAGCAUUAAUGUACUCAAUGGGAGGGGGAAUACUAGUAAUUAGUGCAUGAGUAUUAUUAUUGACUCUUUUUGUUGUUCUUGAAUUAACGCGAGGACUUAGUCGAGGGACGCUUCGAGCUGUCUAA
Molecule: messenger RNA, 522 nt
Organism: Perca flavescens (yellow perch)
Lineage: Eukaryota; Metazoa; Chordata; Actinopteri; Perciformes; Percidae
Source: the annotation of a RefSeq genome assembly